Molecule: messenger RNA, 5170 nt
Organism: Lytechinus variegatus (green sea urchin)
Lineage: Eukaryota; Metazoa; Echinodermata; Echinoidea; Temnopleuroida; Toxopneustidae
Exons: 9
Coding region: 687-2843 (718 amino acids)
Molecular function (GO): sialyltransferase activity
Source: RefSeq, a predicted model, not a curated record
GUGUAUAAUCAUUCUCUUCCUGUGUGUGGUGGGUGACAAUACCCUACUCUGAAGAGCGUUAAUUACAAGUGGAUGGUACGCAAGACAACAAGACUUGAUUGCUGUCUCUCUCCUUUUUCUCUCUCUGCUGUUCCCACCGCCCUCCCGUGCCGACACUCAUUCGCCAAUCCAACGUGCACUACUGCACUACCUCGGCUCAUUCGGGUCUGUAUCUUCUACGGCAAAGAAAUAAUUUACCGGUAUGUGUUGAAUGUGUUGGACAUUGCUGGAUGCUGUUUGCCCCGUAAUAAUGGAUGCCAGCAGAUCUGAGAUUGCAUGUACAAAGCCUUGGUGGGAUUAAGUUGAGGAGUAGCUUGUUCAUUGUGAUAUAACCCUCAGAAGUAAAUAAAAGGUUAUUUACGUUUGGACUUAUCACCAGAAAGGCAGAACAGGGAUGAGGUGACAAGAAUUUGUAUUGCGGAUUAAAUCAGGAUCAUAUGGCAAUAGUACAGUGCAUUGGAGAUGGCCAGUUAUUACUAUCCAAGUCAGAGAUAACAUCUACCAUGCCUACAACUCGCCCAUAACAACUCGUCUCAAUGAGGCAUUCAAAAAACAACUCAGUCGUGCGGACUGCCUAGCUAUACAGCUCUAGUAACGUAACGUCGAAGGGGAAGCGCAUAGGGCGCUUACAAACCGUCCAACUCAACAUGAGGCUGCCGUUUUUAUCAGGCUUCCUGACCACCAGGAAGCUGAUCAUACUACUGGUUUGGUAUGCCAUCGCCAUGGUGAUAGCGAUAUUCACAUUCUCGCACACACGCUGGAAAGAGGAAUCUAAUUUAUUACGUGUAUACAACUCACUAUUCUUCGUGCCCAGCGAUGUGCCUCUCGUCAAAGACUCCUUACCCACCCGGCUCCCGGAAAACCUUUACCGGCAAAACUCGACAAAUCGGUGGGAGAAUUCAAGUGUGUGGUUGCCCUUUGACCCCGAAACGGGGGAAUUCAGGUAUCGUUACGCCUCAAGGACGUAUCCGCAAAGAACUAGCAGGUUAGACGCGCUCAAAGAAAGCUUAUUACGUAGAUCAGGCAAUAGUAGUAAAUUGUCAACUCUGGUGCUUAUACGGAACAUAUCCAACGGGCAGCUCCUGUCGGAGACGCUCAACGAGGAUUUGUGGAGGGAAAGCGGGAAGGGAAGAACUCGCAACGAUUCGUUGGCCGGCGUCUUGCACGAGCUGGUCGGGGACGAUGUAGAUGACCUCUUGGGGGAGGAUAAAUAUAAUUCUUACAAUAGCUCCAUGCUCCUUGCUGCCAUUGAGAGGAAUAUGCAGAAGAUACGCCAGGAGACGGAGAUCAGCUUAAAACACUUGUCGCACCUGACCGGGAUUUUAAAUGGGAGCAUGACCAGCAAUGGCUCCUCGAAAGAAGGGGAUCUCCCUGGAAAGCUCAAAAAUAGGAUUCAAGACGAUACCGACGCCUUACCUGGGGAUGCGAGGAUAGGUAUCAACCAGGAUCGUUUUGCGUACAAAGGAAGGACAAAACAAGGGAGUGAGAUAAGCGCCCUCUCUGUUAAACAAUCAGACAGGCCUAGUCUACUAAGUGUGCUAAUAGGAAAGGACCUUGUUGAUGAAAGCAAACCAAAGCCUGCUGCGAGGGCAAGUAUUAUACGAGAACUUACAAAGGAUGCUUCAGUUAAUUCGACAGCACCUAGUAAUUCUACCAGUACUCCACUUUCCACAGAAACUCCAGAAGUUGAUGGAUACUAUCGCAUCGAUACGAGAAGGAAAUUACGACUGCAGUGCAGUUCCUGUGCGGUGAUCUCCAGUUCUGGUCAACUUCUUAACAGCAGCGCUGGUGCGCAGAUCGACACCUAUCCGUGCGUCCUGCGCAUGAACAGCGCCCCCACCAGUACCUAUGAGAAAGAUGUAGGAUCCAAGACGACUGUUCGGGUCAUGGGCCAUGUCAACCUGUUGAAGGUCAACCAGAGCGACACGGAGCAGAUGGAGAUCUUCAUAAACAAGACGACGAGAACGGAGAUGCUGGUCAUUCCGUGGCUCUACACCACCAGAAUCAACAAGAGGCGAGACAAGCACUACAACAUCGCCAAGAACUUCUCCAAGGUCUACCCGGACACCGAGUUCUACGUCCUGUCCUCUGGGAAGAUGAUCUCUGCAGAGAGCAUCUUCCAGCGGGAGACUGGUAUCACAAGGAAAGAUGCUAAGACGUGGCUUUCCACGGGCUGGAUGACCCUGCUGUUUGCUCUUGAUGUUUGUCACAAGAUUGAUGUCUUUGGAUUGGUGCCGGAGAAUUAUUGCAAAAUGCACCCCAAUGAUACCACACCUUACCAUUACUACGACACCGAGUUUAAAUCCCAGUGCACGUACUACAAGGAGAGUGAGGAACAUCUCACGUUUGGCCAUCUGUUUGUGACCGAGAAGGCCAUCUUCGCCCGCUGGGCCACCAAGUACAACAUCAACUUCCUCCACCCCACCUGGAACGUGACCGUCUCCAACUCCUCGGCGCCGCUGGACACGCCGUUCAUCAAGCUCUUCCACGAGGCGCAGCUCAACAAGACCAAGCAGAAGACCCAUCGGCACCGCUCGUUCCUCGGCGCGCGCAUCCGGCCCCGCAAGCCGCCCGUCAUCGGCCCCAAAACCAAGGAGGAGGCGGAGAAGGAGAAGUACCAGAAGCUGACGCACGCCAUCAUGUUCAUCGUUGCCAUCUUUCUAAGUUUGGUGGUUUUCCUACUCCUGUUUUUACUGCAGCACAUGAUGCUGGAGGGUGAAGACGAUGAGGAGAAGGACCGCGAGUGGGUCAGUAAUUUGGACCGGCGAACACUCAGCCGCUACCGACAUAACUACGGCUAUUGAAUCCAAAUUAUCUGACCCCCUUGACCUUUCAUAGGCUAUAUGAGGAAAUCCAAGGUGUCCAUACAUGCGAUAUAGAAACACUGCUCAUUCCUGUUCAUCUAAAGUCAAGUGAGGGCGCAAUUUAUGCGUUCUGGUCAUACUGCUGCUGAAAGUUCCCUGAAGUCUGUAAAAUGCUGAAAAGUUAAUUUAAGCACUGGAUAUUUCGCUUGACUAAAAUCAGACGUGUAAGCUUUGUUCGUAUUGCCACAGUGCUCUAUGGAAUCAACUUAACUUUCCCAUAUGUGAACAACUGCUGUUGAUACACACUUUGCCAUAUGUAAAUGAAAUGGCCCUGUUCACACGAAGAGAUAAAAUGCUCUUGUCAGUGGAAAUGAGAACAAAGCUUACAUUAUGUGUGCCGUUUAAACUAACAGUAUGCAUAGUCGUAGUUCUUUUUCCUUUUUAAUUUUUUUUAACCUCAUACCUCUGUUUUGGGAAUCAUGGUCAUAUUUAUAACAACUAUUUUCAACAUAUCCAGCUUUCUGUACUGUAUUUAAAAAAAAAUGUACUAUGCUAUACAUACAGUGUGCUAUUAAUGUAAGAUUCAUAUUCAAAUAUUAUCUCCUUGACUGGUACCAUUGUUAAUAUUUUCAUUUAGUUUAAUGUUUUGUGUAUGAAGUUAUAUAUCUAGAAACGUGGAAAGAGAAGUGAUGAAAGACAGACAUUUAAAAUGGACAAGCUAGAACUUUAUGAAAAGGAUUUGUUUUUAGUGAGAUGUGCUACAAGUCCCCCCCCCCCGAGACUGUCCCAUUACAACAAAAAACAAAACAAAGGAAAAAUUUUGGCUUGAUUUUCCGGUGGAUUAGAUAACUCGUAAUGCACUGUCUUCUGAAUAAUGAAUUAUUAACGUCUUUGUAAAAAUCGAUGGUAACUUUGAAUUUGAAUGUGUUGUUCAUUGAAGAACGUAGUGGCAAUACUCCUCUCUAUUAGAAGCAUACCAUUUCUAACAUCCUCAUCAUUCGUUCUUAACAUAUGCAUCCAUGUGGGUUGUGGUGGUGCUAGGUUCAUACAUUCUCGCAGUAUAAUCUCAUUCAUACAUGUUCACGUAUCACCAUAUUUGCAGUGUGAACAAAUGCCCAUUUUGCCAUUGAAAGCGCAUGCCAUUAAGAGGCUUCGUUCACAUUGGUAAUUUUGAUCAUCAUUUUCACUGCAAAAUACGGUUUAUUUUCUUCACCCUAUUAAGCUAUAAAGAUAUCCUGAAUAUCUAGCAAUUUUUUUUGCUCCCACAUUUGUGUUUCGAGUCACCCCUAAUCACUCUUAGUGUUUCGAGUAGGCCUUUGUGAAUUUUAUUUUCCACAUAUAAAAAGUAUAAUUCUAUAUCCAGUGAGAUUUAUCAACACAAGAUCAGUGGGUCAUGGGUUCAAAUCCUAGCCGUGGUAAGUUUCCUUCACUGGACCACGAUGCGCCCAUAUUGUUUUGGUCAGUGAGUUAACGAACCGACUCAAACCUCGGCUAGUCUCCAAAACAUGAUUUUGAGAUAAUCGUGUUCAAAGUUUGGAGGUUUUUCAGAAGGUCAUAACUUUGCACUUUGAAAGAAACCAGAUCAGUUAUUUAUACCAGUUUAAAGCAUACAUCCUAUUUUUUUGUAAUAUACAAAAUUUUGUUCGCAAUUCAUAUUCAUUCUUUCAAUAUUUGAAAAGAAACGCAUGUAUGCACUUCAAAAGCUGCUAAUUUUAACCAACAACAGGGUGUUUGAGCCAAUUCGUAACAUCAGGCAUACCAUGUGCACUGUUUUUUAGCUGCACCAAGCACAGUUUGAGCCAAUUCGAAAAAUAUUCUUGUCCGCGCAUGUUUUUUAGAGGCACAAGCCACAUACGCGCAGCAUCUAGGUCGGGUCUUUGACCUGUGCGCGCCAUUCCAGAGACUUUAUAGAUAGUACACAAAGAAAGGUUUGAGCCAGGUCGUGAAAUCAAAGAAGGGGGUUGAGCCGAUUCAUAAAAAAAACUUAAAUAUGCUCAUAUUCUUUAAAAAAUGCAACUUUUGAUCUGAAAUUUGGCAAAUCAAUAGAGUGAAUCACGAGAUUUCAGAAUAUGCAGAAUUUUUUUUUGGUUGCAAAUUUGACCGAAAAUUAGGUUUGAGCCAGUUCGUAAAAUCACUGACGAUACUGUGAAGCAUUUGACUAACAAGUAUUCUGGUUUCGUUUAUACCCUCACUUUUCUACAUCUACAUAGAAAUAUUACAAAAGAUUUUUGAGGGAUAAGAAUAUAUGUCUUUUAUUAUUCUUUAAAAAGAAAAUAAAAAUGGAAGAGCCGUGGUGUGUGGAAGAGCCGUGGUGUAGUGGUUCUGAC